GGCAGCGUCUGGGGCAGGGAGGGGCUGGCUGGCCGGGCUCCCUUUUGCGGAAGUGGGUGGCUUCGCUCCCCCAGAGUGGAAGGAAGGAGAGAGCGCGAGCCCAGCGGGGUCCUCCGCACCUUUCCCCCAGCGCCGUCUCGACCCGAAGGAGGAUGGCAGGGCGGCUCCCGGCCUGCGUGGUGGACUGUGGCACAGGGUAUACCAAACUGGGAUAUGCUGGUAAUACAGAGCCACAGUUCAUCAUUCCAUCAUGUAUCGCUAUCAAGGAAUCUGCCAAGGUUGUCGAUCAAGCACAGAGAAGGGUUAUGAAAGGUGUGGAUGACCUAGACUUCUUUAUUGGGGAUGAAGCAAUAGAAAAACCAACAUAUGCAACAAAGUGGCCCAUCCGUCAUGGAAUAGUUGAAGAUUGGGAUUUGAUGGAGAGGUUUAUGGAACAAGUAAUCUUUAAAUAUUUAAGGGCAGAACCUGAAGAUCAUUAUUUUCUAUUGACUGAACCCCCUCUAAAUACUCCAGAAAACAGGGAAUAUACUGCAGAAAUCAUGUUUGAGUCCUUCAAUGUUCCCGGGCUUUACAUUGCUGUUCAGGCCGUCCUUGCCUUAGCUGCAUCUUGGACAUCAAGACAAGUGGGAGAGCGAACACUGACUGGAACGGUUAUAGACAGUGGGGAUGGUGUCACUCACGUCAUUCCUGUGGCUGAAGGUUAUGUCAUUGGCAGCUGUAUCAAACAUAUUCCAAUUGCAGGACGAGAUAUAACUUACUUUAUUCAACAAUUGCUAAGAGAACGAGAAGUAGGAAUCCCUCCUGAACAAUCAUUGGAAACUGCUAAAGCGGUGAAGGAACGCUUUAGUUAUGUCUGCCCUGAUUUAGUAAAAGAAUUUAACAAGUAUGACGCAGAUGGUACCAAGUGGAUCAAACAAUAUACUGGAAUCAACGCAAUCUCAAAGAAAGAAUUUACCAUUGAUGUUGGCUAUGAGAGAUUCUUGGGGCCAGAGAUCUUCUUUCAUCCUGAGUUUGCUAAUCCAGACUUCACACAGCCUAUCUCAGAAGUAGUAGACGAGGUAAUUCAGAACUGUCCCAUUGAUGUUAGACGUCCGCUAUAUAAGAAUAUUGUCCUCUCUGGAGGCUCCACAAUGUUCAGGGACUUUGGUCGCCGUUUACAACGAGACUUGAAAAGAACUGUUGAUGCCAGACUGAAACUCAGCGAGGAACUGAGUGGUGGCAGACUGAAGCCCAAACCUAUUGAUGUACAAGUUAUCACACACCAUAUGCAAAGAUAUGCUGUCUGGUUUGGAGGAUCAAUGUUGGCUUCCACGCCUGAGUUCUACCAAGUAUGCCACACCAAAAAAGAUUAUGAAGAAAUUGGUCCUAGCAUCUGUCGUCACAACCCAGUUUUUGGAGUUAUGUCUUAAAUCCGACCUGCCAUGAGUUGGAUCUAGGGAGGCUGGGAGAUGGAGGGUCUUUCUCAAUACAUGUUUGUCUGGAUGGCCGGUAUUAAGAUAACAAAACAUGACUUGAAAAUAAGAAAAAAAAAAGACCAAACACAAUUAAACAGGAAUAUUUUAAUAAGUGUCUCAACAUGCAGAUGUAGUGGGAAGCCAAAAUGAUUCCAAGUGUUUUUUUUCCUUUCGAUUGAAUAUUUGAUCCUGUGCGUAAACAAAACAAAAGAAGUGGGUUUUUGUUCUUUCUGUGCCCUGAUAUUUUGUAUAUUAAUGGAAUAUCCAAGAUUUGAUGGGAUUUGAUGGUGUGUAGAUAGUCAGCUCUAUAAUUCUUCAAUUGUACUCUUACACGUGUACAAUGAGAGAGCUUGUUUAUAUUUCAUACUUUUUUAUACGUUGAGAAAAAUAUCAGUGAAUGAAAGAAAUGUAAUAUUUGACAAGAGAAAUACCAGUGACCAAUUUGAGAUGAAUAAAAAUAAUAAUAAUGCCCACAUGAAGCUUAAUCAUGUGAAUCUCUAGUAACUUCAAAUUAUGACCAAUCCUAAAACUUGGGUUCCACACACAAUGCAACUUGGCAAGUGCUUUUGGAACUAAGGAGCUAGAAUCUUGGAUUAACCGAUGCCUGCUAGUGCUUUCUGAUUACUCGGUGCAUUUUCAUUCUAUUUCUUGCUUUUGGGGGCGGGGGGAAGUAAAGACAAGACUGUUGGACCAGUAUUGCAGUUCUGUAGUGUCAUUUCUAAUUACAACCAAAUAUUCAAGUUAUCAAAAUAGGUGUAUUCCACCAUUCCAAUAAAGACACAAAAAUUCUUUUUAA
Podarcis raffonei (Aeolian wall lizard) is the source of this 2250-nucleotide messenger RNA. RefSeq names its product actin related protein 3 (gene ACTR3). Gene Ontology annotation, cellular component: actin cortical patch; Arp2/3 protein complex. Gene Ontology annotation, biological process: Arp2/3 complex-mediated actin nucleation. The record is from RefSeq and is a predicted model, not a curated record. Gene Ontology annotation, molecular function: actin filament binding. Bases 153 to 1409 code for a protein of 418 amino acids. The transcript is spliced from 12 exons. Lineage: Eukaryota; Metazoa; Chordata; Lepidosauria; Squamata; Lacertidae.